UAGUUCUCGAGGACCUUGAGUAAUCGGAAUCACUUGUCCAUUACGUAGUCAUCGAUCAUCAAUAUAUAUAAAUAAAAAUCACUUUCCAAACUCAAAGAGGGAAAAAGAAACAUCAAUGAUGAGCUCUAUGGUUCUUUCAUCACCUUUGAGUGCUCCAUCACUUUACAAAUUAAGAACAAACUCCAAACACUCUUGUUCACCCUCUAAGGCUUUCUGUAUUUAUUUUUCAAACAAAAAUAUCUCUCUUGAAUCCAGCUCAAAAUCUUCAUUUAUCCAUGGUGAAUUCACUUUUCCUUCACCAAAUUUCUCAACAUUUGUGUCAAAAUCUCCAUCUUCUAGUAUUAUCACUGCCCAAACCUCUCCACUUGGAGAACACGUUAUAUAUGAUUUCCAAGCUAAGGAAAAGAGAAGAGGUCUCUCUUUGAGUUGUUUUAGCGAGAAAGUUGUUCUGAUUGUCAAUGUUCCUGAGCAAGGUUCCGUGCGGACAGAGUCGCAGUACGAAUUACUUCAUUAUCUAUAUGACAACUAUAAAUCCCAAGGAUUUGAGAUAGCUGCAUUUCUCUACAACAAGAGAGAAACAGACAAGGCAGCAUAUGGAUAUGUACAAAAACCACCACCAGGGGGGCAGCUCAAGAUUAGUGCUGCCAGGUUUCGAGUAUUCGACAAGGUAAAAUUGAAUGGUCGAAGGGCACAUCCGCUAUUUGUACAUCUAAGGUCAAAAUUUGGUCUAGGAAAAGCCAUCACUACUGAAUUCCACAAGUUUUUGGUAGAUAGAAAUGGAGUACCUUACAAAAGCUUCGGAUUGGACACCCCACGUUAUGUGAUUGAGGAAGAGAUUAAGCAUUUACUCUUGGAGAAUGCAGAUUGACAAAUAUAUUUACAUAAUAUAUUUACGUUAUACAUUCUCUAUUUUUUUUAGGUAUCUCGGAGAACACAUGUUAAAAAUAAGAAAAAUUAUAUUUAUGUCUAAAUUAGGCUAAUAAUAUCUUGUUGAAUUAUUUUUCCAGUGCUUGUUAAAUAUUUAUUAGCUAAUAAUAUCUUGUUGAAUUAUUUUUCCA
Molecule: messenger RNA, 1058 nt
Organism: Capsicum annuum
Lineage: Eukaryota; Viridiplantae; Streptophyta; Magnoliopsida; Solanales; Solanaceae
Product: probable phospholipid hydroperoxide glutathione peroxidase
Exons: 6
Coding region: 116-868 (250 amino acids)
Biological process (GO): response to oxidative stress
Cellular component (GO): cytosol
Molecular function (GO): glutathione peroxidase activity
Source: RefSeq, a predicted model, not a curated record